AUGUCUCUUGAUCCAGUCGUCAGGUUGACUCGAUAUUCGUAUGAGUUAUUAAUGUUUACAGCGCUAUUCAGUCUGCAGGCAGCGGCCACGAAUGCUAUCAAGCUUGAGAGCACAUCGCUGUGCGACCAGAGCCACAUCCUCGGCAUCACAAUUGAUGGCUCAGUCCACACCUCUUGGAGCGCGCUCAACUUCAGCUCCGGAGUGGUGCUGGCGAUCUCGCGGCUAGCUAGCAGCAGCAAUGCCACGAGUCUUUCCGGCAUCACCCUGUGCAUCAACACACGACGACCGUGUUCUUCUUGGAACGACUUGUGCUUUAACGCGGUGACGAAGGCCUGCCAGUACGCCUUCGCUGUCGGCGCCAGCACCAGCGGCGGCGCAGCUGCGUCGUGCCCUGUCUGCGGCUUGUCGCUGCCCUCGCCGCCACCAGCCCAGCCGGACACGCCACUAUCGCCGUCAUUGACGCUGCUGCGUCUGACGCGAGCCGCCAGGCCGCCACCGUCGCCACGGAAGCCUUCGAAACCGCCGCCGCCGGCCAAACUUCUGCAGGCACCUAAGGCUCAGCCGUCGCCGUCGCCGCCACACACGCCGUCGCCGUCGCCGCCACCGCCGAGGCCCAGGAGGUCUCCGCCGCCGCCGCCGUCAAACGAACCGGCUAUGCCACCGUCGCCGCCAAAGCCUCCAAGGCCGCCUCGGCUGCCACCGCAGCCGUCGCUGCCGCCGCGGCCGCCGCAGCCGCCGCCGCCGUCACCGCCGCCGCCACCCGUGUGCCAGACUGAUAUUUACUUGCACGCGAUCCCUCCCCUAAAUGUUCGUGCCUCCUUCAAAUUCGAUGCCGCGGCCUGCGAGCGCUUGGCGGCACUCAUCUCGUCCAGCAUCACGGCAGCGGCGGCGGAGGCCGGCGCCGUCGUUGCAGAGCCGUUCCGCCUGUCUCAUUGUGCAAACAGGUCAAUUUUGGUUAACGGUGUGUUUCGUACAAGUGCCGACAGCGCCUUAUUAAGCAGCGUGAUUGAGGGGCCUAACGGUCUGCCGGCCUGGGUCUCCUACGUCGCGAACGGCGGUGGUAGCGGCGCCAGCUGCUUCAGUAAUCUGUACGGCUAUACAAUAUUGGGCACAGUGGGCAGUACGACAGGCAGCAGCGGCAGCAGCGGCUGCCUCCAAGGUCAGGUGGACAUGGAAUGCGCUGCGCCGCCGCCGCCACCCAAGCCCCCAGCGCCGCCAGGGCCUCCAGUGCCACCGCCGCUGCCGUUGUCACCGCCGCCGCCACCGCCGCCACCUCCGCCACCUCCGCUGCCGCCAUUUUCCCCGGACUCGCCGUCGCCGGCCCAGCCGCCGCCGCCGUCCCCACCACCGCCGUCUCCAUUCCCACCAUCGCCUCCCCCUCCUAGCCCGCUGCCUCCGUCGCCGCCGCCACCGCAGCCGCCGCCGCCCUCUCCACCACCCUCGGUGCCGGGAUCCCCACCGGUACCUCCCACCCCCUUCCCCCCGUCCCCGCCACCCCCUUCCCCUCCACCCCCUUACCCUCCGCCGCCAUCUCCCCCUCCACACCCGCCUCCUCCACCGCCGCCAUCUCCCAACCCACCUUCUCCUUCGCCGCCACCGCUACCGCCACCAUCACCGCCUCCGCCGCCGUACGACGUUCUCGUCAUCCUCAGCAUCUCGCCGCCGCCGACGGGGCCGCCGGACUCCAUCAGCGCGACGGAGUGUACCCGGAUGUCCAUCACCGUCUCCAGCGCCUUCGCCACGAGCGCUGCCGCCGUCGGUGCCGUACUGCUACGAAACCUAACCUUAUCGGCGUGUCGUAAGGACACCGCUAUCAUGCGAGGCGUGUUUCGGAGCAGCGCAGAUGCGGCGCUGCUACAGCCCUGGAUAGAUGACUCGCCAGCGCUUUCGUCAUGGGUGUACGGCAUCACUGGCGGCCCAGGCUGCCCCGUCAUGGAUCCUACGAGGGGGUAUGUGGUGACGGCGCGAGUCGUCGGCGGCAACGACACACUGCUGAUCAUGUCAACGGCGGCGGCGGCGGCGAUCGAGGAUUUUUCCCUCAGCGGGACGUUUAGUACGACAUGUCCGGCGUUGGCGUCCCUUGAGGGGUGGCCGAUGCCUAAGCGGCGGAAGCUGUCGCCGCCGCCUCGGUCGUCUUCGCGGCUGGCGGCCCCCGGCCCUCACCUGCUGUGACCCUGUAGGUAUGUCGGUCCCCAGUGACACACGGGACCAUCGCGCUCUUGAGUCUGGAUUCACCGAUAGGUAUGUUGAUCAGCGAAGCGGAUGCUGCUGUUGAAAAUUUACGAGCAGCAUGAGAAAAGAAUAGAGCCCGGACUAAUCGAACAUACAUACGUGCGUCCCUUGCUAGGGAGAUUUCAACUUAGGCCUGGCUAUAUAGGCAAUAGGGACUUAAGGUAAUGUAAGGGCUGUUAUUUUAGGAGGUACUGGCGCAGUGAGGUGUCCAGACCGCCGACACCAUCGCUUCCACCGCCGGGAGGGUGAGCAUGAGACGCGGCGAGCGAAACACCGUCUUCCUCGUUUGAAUUCAUGCAAAUAUCACUCUCAUUAAUUAGAUAAUGUGUUUAUAUUUGCGUUAAUGCCAUUAAUGGACGUGUUGGUUAGGUGUCAAGGUGUUCGCCGCAUGGGUAGUGCGCAGGCCAAAUGACCCCGGAGCACAGCAAUUAUCAAAUCAGGACAUGAUAGCAUGUAUGUAACUGUUUAGCGAGAUGCUUGUGAGAUUUUCACGCAAGUCUUAGUGCUUCUUCAAAAUUGGUGACAAAUGUCUGCGCGCAACGAAUGCACCGUCGGAUCCACCCGGUGCGCCAGAGGCUAUUUACAAGGCAUAACUUGGAAAACAGAAAUAAUAGCUACGUGUUUCUUACAAUGUCUUUGCGUUAUGGCAAAGGUACGUUUCGAGAGGUGAAUGCCCCGAUGGGCGACAUGUAACCAACGAUUGCAGC
Molecule: messenger RNA, 2939 nt
Organism: Volvox carteri f. nagariensis
Lineage: Eukaryota; Viridiplantae; Chlorophyta; Chlorophyceae; Chlamydomonadales; Volvocaceae
Exons: 5
Coding region: 1-2172 (723 amino acids)
Source: RefSeq, a predicted model, not a curated record